This is a messenger RNA of Chinchilla lanigera (long-tailed chinchilla), 1895 nucleotides long. It is a transcript of the gene Ccdc9, whose product is annotated as coiled-coil domain containing 9. The record is from RefSeq and is a predicted model, not a curated record. Lineage: Eukaryota; Metazoa; Chordata; Mammalia; Rodentia; Chinchillidae. Gene Ontology annotation, biological process: insulin-like growth factor receptor signaling pathway. Gene Ontology annotation, molecular function: protein binding.
GACGACUGUACCUUUCUCAGGAUGCAGGGGCCCGUCUAGGGCAUGCUCAAGGGAGCUGUGGGUUUAUGUUCUUUGCGAGUUUGAGCUGGAGCUUUUGUGGACUGUGGGUUAGGGAACGCUUCAGAAGUUUGCCUGGUGGAGCUGAAAUGUUCACUGGGGGUUGCUGGGUUUUUUUGUUUUGUUUUGUUGUUCCGGUACCAGGAAUCGAACUCACGACCUUGCGCUUUCCAGGCAGGCGGUGUGUGGCCGAGCUAAAUCCCCAGCCCCGUUCACUGGGGUGUGAAUGGCAGCAGAAUGGGCACAGGGGAGGUGCAGGUUGAGAGGAGGAGAUACAGGUGCAGCUCUGGAGAUGCGGGUCUGGGCUCGAAUUCCCAUCACAGGCUGUGGAGGCUAGGCUAGAAUCUUGGUUUGGUAGGAGAUCGUUGGUUAUUUCCUUAAGAGUGGCCAGUGGUGUGGGCUGGAACAUGCCCUAGGUGUGUCUCACUAAAAGGCUGGAGUCCAGAAACCAAGGGGGCAGAGUCUGUAUUUUUACAGGAAAGAGGAGCCCCCAGUCCUGCAUCCAGAUUGUGUCAGGGAGGUUGCUGAGACCCUGGCCACAGCCAGAGAAAUGGCAGCCACACUGGAUUUGAAAUCAAAGGAGGAGAAAGAUGCUGAGCUGGACAAGAGGAUCGAGGCUCUCCGGAGGAAGAACGAGGCCCUCAUCCGGCGCUACCAGGAGAUCGAGGAGGACCGUAAAAAAGCCGAACUGGAAGGGGUAGCGGUGACAGCACCCCGGAAGGGCCGCAUGGUGGAGAAGGAGAACAUGGUGGUUGAGGAGAAGAACGUGGGACCUUCCCGGAGGUCUCCUGGGACCCCUCGGCCCCCAGGGGCUAGCAGAGGGGGUCGGACUGUCCCGCAGCAGGGAGGCCGGGCAGGUGUGGGCCGGGUACCUCGAAGUUGGGAGGACAGUCCUGGGGAGCAGCCUCGAGCAGGAGCUGGGGGCCGGGGCCGGAGGGGCCGGGGCCGAGGGUCCCCUCAUCUCUCAGGAGCCGGUGACAGCUCAGCCUCCGACAGAAAAUCCAAGGAGUGGGAGGAACGGCGUAGACAGAACAUUGAGAAGAUGAACGAAGAGAUGGAGAAGAUUGCGGAGUAUGAGCGCAACCAGCGGGAAGGGGUGUUAGAGCCUAAUCCCGUGCGAAACUUCCUGGAUGACCCCCGGCGACGCAGUGGGCCCUUGGAGGAGCCUGAGCGGGACCGCCGGGAGGGCAGCCGCCGGCACGGGCGCAACUGGGGGGGCACCGACUUCGAGCGGGUGCGCUGUGGCCUCGAGCACGAGCGGCAGGGUCGCCGUGCCAGCCCGGGCGGUGCUGGUGACAUGACGAUAUCCAUGACGGGCCGGGAGCGGUCGGAGUACCUGCGCUGGAAGCAGGAGAGGGAGAAGAUCGACCAGGAGCGGCUGCAGCGACACCGCAAGCCCACUGGCCAGUGGCGACGGGAGUGGGAUGCGGAGAAGACCGAGGGCAUGUUCAAGGAUGGCCCAGCCCCUGUCCAGGAACCAUCCCAUCACUAUGGAGAUGACAGGGCCUGGGCGCGGCCCCCCAAACCUCCCACUUUUGGGGAAUUCCUGUCAAAGCACAAAGCUGAGGUCAGCAGCCGUCGGCGAAGAAAGAGCAGCCGACCCCAGCCCAAGGCAGCCCCCCGGGCCUACAGUGACCAUGAUGACCGCUGGGAGACGGAAGAGGAGGCAGUGUCCCCAGCCCCUGAGGCCUCACAGCUGGAGGAGACCCCAGUGCAGCCUCCAGAGACCCCGGCCCCUGCCCACCGGCCUCCUGAGGACGAGGGGGAGGAGGACGAGGAAUGGGAGGAUGUGAGUGAGGAGGUGACCGAGGACGAGGAGCAGGAGGAGGAGGAAGAGG